AAUCAAUUCAAAGUUGCAUUAGGUGAAGGAAGGGCAUGGCAAUAUAGGUGUGCAGCAGCAUAUGAUGGGAGUGGUGAAAUGUGAAAUAUCAAGACACGAGUCAACAUCCGAAGAGAUCUCCAGUCGAGAAAGGGCAUAGCGUGAGAGAAAGAUAUAUCGUAAACGUAAAACGCAUAACGAAGUUCGUCUCUGGCCGUCUGUCGGCUGCAUCUAAAUAUAUCGAAAUUGUUGCCAGCCAAAACACUGUCGUAGCCCCCUUUCAGUGCUGUAUCUGGAGUGAUGCGCGAAAAAUCCAUUUUCCGCAUGUUUCGCGGAACGUUUCCCCAGCUCAUCGCUGUACUGACAGGUACAAUCGGAGCCAUCUCAGAUGGCAUGCACUACGGCUGGACAGCUCCAGUCCUCCAAAUCCUAGAUAGGCCAGGCACUCCCAUCCACCUUUCAUCCUCCGACCACCUAUGGCUGGAAUCGGUGUACAUGAUCGGCGGUCUAGCCGGCCUACCCCUCACCAUCUUCGCCGUCGACAGAAUCGGCCGCAAGGGAUCCAUCCUCCUAUCAGCUUCCAUCGCUCUGCUGGCCUGGAUCCUCAUAGCUUUUGCCGAUGACGUCAUCUACCUCUACGUUGCUAGAUUCGCUGUAGGGCUGUCUGGAGACGUAGCCUUCGUAGCAGCUCCUAUGUACAUCGCUGAAAUAGCAGACAAGAACAUCAGAGGAUUCCUUGCAGGCAUUAUCUACGUCAUGAUGCUUGUUGGCAUACUCGUUAUCUACGCAGUAGCUCCAUAUGUACCCUUCUACGUUCCUUCUAUCAUAGGCGGGAUAAUUGUUAGCGUACAAUUAAUUACAUUUCCUUUUGUGCCAGAUUCACCUUACUAUCUCAUCUCUAGAGGGGAAGACGAAAAGGCGAAGAAGCAUUUGAAGAGACUCAGGGGCACUGACAAUGUAGACAAGGAGCUGUCAGAGAUCUCGGCAGCUGUUAAGCGGCAGAUAAGCGAAAAGGGAAGACCACAGGAUCUGGUACUAUCCAAGAGCAACCGGAAAGCUAUUCUCAUUAUGUUUGUACUAAAUGGUGCCCAGCACUUCAGCAGCAUCAGCGUGAUGCUGAUGAACCUACAUCAGAUCCUUUUGGCAGCUGAUUCGGUAUACCUCAGCUCUGAAGUAGCAGGCAUUAUUUUUGCGGCCUUGAUGCUGAUAUCGGCGACCAUUGCUGAUUUUGUAGUGGACAAGUUUGGACGUAAAUCGCUGCUCACCAUUUCCAGCUUGCUUACGGGAGUCUCUCUUCUCGUUUUGGCCAUUUUCUUCACUCUCAAAGCACGAGGUUUCAAUGUAGAGAGUAUUUCUUGGAUACCAGUGGUUUCGGUUAUGGUUUAUGCCGCAGUUUUCAAAUUCGGCUUGGGUAUCAUACCGAUUGUCAUGACAGCUGAGCUGUUUCCAGCCAAAGUCAAAGCGAUGGGAAUGACAAUCGCUGACUUCUGUUAUCUUCUAUUUGGCUGGAUAUCGGUGGAAAUUUACCAGAGGUUAUCAGAGAAUGUUGGAUACGAUGUCCCAUUCUAUUUAUUCGCAGCUUCUUGUCUACUCACAGCCAUAUUCGUACAAGUUUACAUUCCUGAAACGAAGGGGAAAACCCUGGAAGAGAUUCAGUUCAUUCUGAAAGGGAUUCCAUUUCCAAUUAGGAGUAAUAGCAUAAGGUCAGACACGAUAUCUGUUGGUGCUGUUGCAGAAAAAACCGAACAAGCAAAAGAAAGUACCGAAAGUAAAAUUUAGUUUUCAGAGAGGCAAUUCUCAGGUAUAUACUCUUCAGUACAAGUGAGGUGCUACGAGAUAUCUGACUUUUAGUCGACAUUAAUUGAUUCAGGUAUCAUGUGCCAUCAUUAUGCAUUCCAAUGGAAUUCUUAUUUCAUAUUUUGAACGGAUGAUACUCUGAGACUCUCAUGCUUCAGCAUUUCUGUGAUGGUUGUGAGCAAGGAGUGAUAGGUUUAACCGCUGAACAUGGGUGAUUCAUCAACAGUAUUUAUGUAAAUGCGUGCCUUUGAUAGUUUGAAAUGGAACACACAUUUGAAUAGAAUUAUUUUUUGAAAUACAUUAAAAAUUGUUAAAUUAUCACGUUGAUAUGUAUUUUCAUUCGUCUAUACGAAUAAUAAAAAACAUUUUUUUUGUCACAGCACUUUCGUGUCCCAA
Phaedon cochleariae (mustard beetle) is the source of this 2172-nucleotide messenger RNA. The record is from the annotation of a GenBank genome assembly. NCBI's taxonomy places the organism in Eukaryota, Metazoa, Arthropoda, Insecta, Coleoptera, Chrysomelidae.